AUGCACAUCUCCUCAUCUUGUUGCAAGAUUGCAUGCAUGAAGCCCAUGAGCUGUCACGAGCAGGAGCACCCGGAGCUCGCCGCCACAACGACCAACAGCGGCUUCGACUGGCUUGAGGAUUCCAUCUCCUUCCUCACCGCGGAUGUUGACAUCGCCGACGGCGGCGGCUACGGGUGGUGGUCCAAUCCCGCGGCGGCGCAGCAAGAUGAUAUUGGCAGCGUCGUGGCGCAGACGCUCUCGCCCCCGGCGCCGCUGCUGACGACGACCAGUCCGCCCCUGGCGCACACCUCGCCAAGCAUUGCGUCACCGGCCGUGUCGUCGCCGUCGGAGCCUUCGUCCAAGAAGCGCAAGUCCCCGGCGCACAGGGCGUCCGCCCACAGUGGCAGCAACCAGCGUCGCCGCGCUGACAAGGACAGGCCAGCAGGUGCCGGUGGCGGCAGCGGCAGCAAGAAGGGCGGCUCCAAGGGCGGGGGAGCGGGAUCCGACCGCGACACGAGGUGGGCGGAGCAGCUUCUGAACCCGUGCGCGGCCGCCGUCGAGGCCGGCAACCUGUCACGCGUGCAGCACCUGUUCUACGUGCUCGGCGAGCUCGCCUCCUUUUCCGGCGACGCCAACCACCGGCUGGCCGCGCACGGGCUGCACGCGCUCGCCCGUAGGCUCCCCGCCGCCGUCGGGCCGGCGGCCGCAGCGACCGUGCGGGUGCCGCCAUGCGAGUGCCCCACGCCGGCGUUCGCAGGCGCGGAGCCGCGGCUGUUCCGCGCGUCGCUCAUCAGGUUCCACGAGGUGAGCCCGUGGUUCGCGCUCCCGAACGCGCUGGCCAACGCCGCCAUCGCGCAGGCCGCGUCGCGCGGCGGCCCCGCGGAGCCCCGGGCGCUGCACGUUGUCGACCUCGGCGUCUCGCACGGCGUGCAGUGGCCGACGCUGCUGGAGUCGCUGACCCGGCUGCCCGGCGGGCGCGCGCCGCCCUCCGUCCGCCUCACCGUGGCGGGCCCCGCGGCCACCCUGCCGGCGCCCUUCUCGGCGUCGCCUCCGGGGUACGACUUCUCGCCGCACCUCCUCCGGUACGCCAAGUCAAUCAACCUGCAGCUCGCCAUCAGCCGCGCGGCCUCCCUGGACUCCGUGCAACAUGGGUUCACCUCCCCGUCGGGCGGUGGCGAGGCCCUCGUCGUGUGUCUCCAGUUCCGGCUCGGCCACGCCGGCGCCGACGAGCGGACAGAGAUCCUAAGGAAGGUCCGAGGCCUCAACCCGGAGCUGGUGGUGGUCUCGGAGCUCGACGGCGGCGGCGACGGCACCGCGGCGGGCGAGUUCACGGCGAGGCUGGAGCUGCUGUGGCGGUUCCUGGAGUCGACGUACGCGGCGUUCAAGGGGAGGGACGGGGAGGAGAGGCGCCUGAUGGAGGCCGAGGCCGGCACGUCCGUCGCGUCGGAGGCGGCGGGAGCAGGGAGGGAGGCGUGGCGGGAGCGCAUGGCGGCCGCCGGGUUCGAGGAGGCGGCGUUCGGAGACGAGGCGGUGGAGUCGGCCAAGUCGCUGCUGAGGAAGUACGACGGCGGCUGGGAGAUGUCGGCGUCGGGGGCGGCCGGGGCAGUGGCGCUGCGGUGGAAGGGGCAGCCGGUGUCGUUCUGCUCGCUGUGGCGGCCGGCGUGCAGUGGCUGA
Messenger RNA from Miscanthus lutarioriparius, 1653 nucleotides. Lineage: Eukaryota; Viridiplantae; Streptophyta; Magnoliopsida; Poales; Poaceae. The record is from the annotation of a GenBank genome assembly.